AUGGCAGUCCAAAGAUCAAAGGUUGUUUCCUUACUCACGACUUGGGCGAGGAUCUCCUUCGACAAGGAGUUCAGAAGAUGGCUCAGGACUUGCUGGUCCUUCGAGACCCACUGCGCAUAUAGAGGGUUGGGCUCUGUGGUGGUGCUUUUUCCCGUCUGCUGCGUCUACACCGUCUUCGGUGGCGCGGCGUCGGUUCCGUCAAGGAGGCCGGUGACCUGCGCUCCUCGCAGGCCAGGCAUGACUUGGGAUUUCCAUAGGAUGAAGUUUGUUUUGGUGAGUUUCUCGGCUGGUGGAGCUCCUAGGUUUAGGGUGAUGGUUGCCGAGGUGGAGGACAUGGCGAAGCCUCAGGUAGGAGCUUUGUUAGGAUUGGCUGCUAUCAAAGAGUGCUUAGAUCCUGUAGUCAUCCUCCCAUUGUACACUUCUGGUAUAUGUUGGACAUUGGUGUACGAUACCAUAUAUGCACGUCAGGACAAAGAAGAUGACCUCAAAGUAGGUGUCAAGUCCACAACAUUGAGGUUUGGGGAUUCGACCAAGCAAUGGAUCAGUGCCUUCGGCACAAUGCCGAACUUGGUGCUCAUCACUCAGAGUGUCAUGUUAUGUUGGUCAUUGCCCUACUACCCUCUUCUGACAGCUGCAGCUGCCCAUUUGGCAUGGCAGAUAUCAUCUGUUGACUUAUUUCACCGCGCAGAUUGCAACAGGAAGUUUGUCUCAAAUAAGUGGUUUGGAGCAUUGGUGUUCAGUGGAAUUUUGUUUGGGCGACUUGCAUCAUGA
Messenger RNA from Triticum urartu, 771 nucleotides. Lineage: Eukaryota; Viridiplantae; Streptophyta; Magnoliopsida; Poales; Poaceae. The record is from RefSeq and is a predicted model, not a curated record.